Molecule: messenger RNA, 1034 nt
Organism: Selaginella moellendorffii
Lineage: Eukaryota; Viridiplantae; Streptophyta; Lycopodiopsida; Selaginellales; Selaginellaceae
Exons: 1
Coding region: 4-993 (329 amino acids)
Biological process (GO): SCF-dependent proteasomal ubiquitin-dependent protein catabolic process
Molecular function (GO): ubiquitin-protein transferase activity; protein binding
Source: RefSeq, a predicted model, not a curated record
GUUAUGGCAUCGCGCAAGAGGGCGUGGGCAGGGAUGUCCGGCCUUAUGCCGGAGCUAGUCAGGGAGAUCCUUCGCAGGCUCCCUUUCUCAGGUGUUCUAAGGGCAAGAUGUGUGUGCCAGGUGUGGAGAUCUGUGGUGGAUGCACCCAGCUUCCGGAGCUCGUACAGGGACAGUGCCAAACUCUUCCUAGAUAGCAAUUCGAUCCAGGACAGCAGCGGCGUGAUGAUGCGAUGGGCGCCGCAGCACUUUGAAAACGUGGAGAGGGAUGUCCCCGACUGGCUGUGCGCAGUGUCGCAGGACAAGCGCCUCGUCCUGGCGCGCUCCUCGCAGGAAAGGAGGCUCUUUGUCGGGAGUCCCUUCGUGGCCAAGUGGGAGGAGAUCCCCUACCUGCGAUUUGGGGACAUGUCCAGGGUCUGCCUCUUUGCUGCCGCUUCGAAUUCUCCUCCCGGGGAUUACAAGGUUGUGGUGUGGUUCUCGGAUGGCACGCUCUACACCUUCGUUCGCGGCCAGGUGGCGUGGAUUCCUGCCAAAGGGGACGUCGCCCCUGGAUCGAUCCCGGUGCUGCUAGAUGGUGUAGUGUAUUGUACUGCUUCGCGCGAUCAAAAGUGGCUCCUCCAGUAUGACUUGACACGCAACAAGUUUUUCUAUUCGCAUCUCUAUGAUAAAGUUGGUGAUGGUGUCUGCGUUGCUGCAUGGGCCAACAAACUCUACGUGCUCGUGCUCAAUGCGGUGAAGAAAGGUAGAGUGGAGGUUUGGGAAGUUCAUAUUGAAGUAAAAGAAAUCUGGACUGAAUUUCUGAGUGAGUAUGUUGUGGGUUUGGAGGCUGGGGAAUUUAGAUUUACUGGGCAAAUUGAGAGUGUUCUCAACUUUUCUUGCUCUUGCAAAGGAGGUAAGAAGAGCAAGGUUUGCUUUUCGUAUGAUGUGAAUUCAAAGACUUGGACUAGACAAGGGUUUACUUGCUCAAUAGCUGUGCCAAUACAACUUGUUUACUGAGCUUUUUAAAUUUAUAUAAACGGUCUAUGAGAUGAAAUGAA